AGAAACUUGUCUUGGGGAUUAAUAGGAGGCAGGAGGAGGGAGAGGUGCACACAGGAAAACACCCGGACCAUGAAGGCGGCCCUCGCGUUCCUUCUCCCACUGGUGCUCGCGCUGGUGCCGGCGGGCAGCGGGCAGCGGCGGAAACCCCCCCGCAGGCCCACGCGGCCGCCCGCGCCCUUCGAGGAGCCGGCGGAGCCCACGGAGCUGCCCCCUCCCCUCCCUCCGGGCCCGCCGUCUGUCUUCCCCGACUGCCCGCGGGAAUGCUACUGCCCGCCCGACUUCCCGUCGGCGCUGUACUGCGACAGCCGCAACCUGCGCACGGUGCCGGUGAUCCCGCCGCGCAUCCACUACCUGUACCUGCAGAACAACUUCAUCGCCGACCUGCCCGAGGAGUCCUUCCGCAACGCCACCGGCCUCAAAUGGGUCAACCUGGACAACAACCGCAUCCGCAAGGUGGACAGGAAGGUGCUGGAAAAGCUGGAAAACCUCAUCUUCCUCUACAUGGAGAGGAACCAGCUGAAGGAGGUGCCCGCCUUCCUGCCGCCCAACCUGGAGCAGCUGCGGCUCAGCAGGAACCAGAUCUCCAAGAUCCCCGCCGGCGUCUUCAACAAGCUGGAGAACCUGGUGCUGCUGGACCUGCACCACAACAAGCUGAGCGACGGCGUCUUCAACAAGAACACCUUCAAGGGGCUCAAGAACCUCAUGCAGCUCAACCUGGCCCACAACAUCCUGAGGAAGAUGCCCCCCGGCGUGCCCAGCGCCAUCCACCAGCUCUUCCUGGACAGGAACAACAUUGAGGACAUCCCCAGCGAUUAUUUCAAGGAGUUUCCCAACCUGGCUUUCAUCCGGCUCAACUACAACCAGAUCUCGGACAAGGGGCUGCCCAAAAAUUCCUUCAACCUCACCAACCUGCUGGUGCUGCACCUGGCCCACAACAAGCUCACCAACGUGCCCUUCAUCAGCCCCAAGCUGGAGCACCUCUACCUGAACAACAACUCCAUCGAGAAAAUCAACGGCACGCAGAUCUGCCCCACCUCGCUGGUGUCCAUCCAGGAUUUCUCGCCCUCCGACCUGGACAGCGUCCCCCGGCUCCGCUACCUGCGGCUGGACGGGAACCUCCUGAAGCCGCCCAUCCCUCUGGACCUGAUGCUGUGUUUCCGCCUGCUGCAGUCCGUGGUGUUUUAGCCCUGCCCCGCCUCUCCCAGGCCCGGCUUUGCUCGGACGUUUCACCCCCGACACGUGGGACCCUCUCUCCUCCCUCUGCCCCUGCUCACUCCCCGCCUCCAUCCUCCUCCUCUCCCCCGUCCGCCCCUUUUCCUGCCCUGCAGGGACGCUGGUGGCUCCCUGGGGACCGCUCGGUGCAGGAGAGCGCCGUGUCCCGCCUGCCACCGCAGGUCACAGCUCCCUGUCCUUGUCCCCCAGGCCCAGCCCGGAGCCGGCUCCGUCUCUCCCUCGGGAGUUGGGGCCGGUCCGGGUGGAGCUGCUGGGCUCGGGCGUGUCCCUGCUCCUGGGGAGCCAUUCCCGCUGGAUUUUGGAGCGGGGAUGGAGUUGAGAGCGGUGGGAUCUGUGGAAGGGGAGGGAGGAUGGACAAUCAGGCCAUCCCAGGGGAUGGGGACACUCCUGUCACCCUUCUGGAGAGCUUUGGCUCCACAUUUCUCUGCAGGAGGAGGAUCCAAAUCCCUCCUGGAGCUGUGGAUCUGCUGGGAUGGAGCAGGGAGGGGCACACCUUCCACACCUCCUGGGCAAGAGCAGACCCUGCCCGGCUUCAAAUGCCCCAUCCCAGCACCGAUCCAUGGGGCCACAGCCCCAUCCCAAAAUCCUGCAUCCUUCCCUGUAAAAUGUGGGAUCGAGGGCCACAGCCAUGGGGUGACAGCCCCAUCCCAAAAUCCUGCAAAAUUCCCUGUAAAAUCUGAGGAUGCAGGGACACGUCUAUGGGGUGACAGCCCCUUCCCAAGAUCCUGCACCCACAUCCAUGGGGCCACAGCCCCAUCCCAAAUCCCUGCAUCAUUCCCUGUAAAAUCUGAGGAUGCAGGGCCACAUCUGUGGGGCCACAGCCCCAUCCCAAAAUCCUGCACCCUUCCCUCCGAGAUCUGAGGAUUCAGGGCCACAUCCAUGGCUCAGUUUCUCUCCGGAGCCAAUGACACAUGGCUGAAUUUUGCCUUUUUUUUUUUUAUUAGAAAUGAAAGGAAGGGAGAAGAAAAGGGAAGAAUCAUCCUUUGGAAGGGCUAUUUUUAUCCCUGCUCUUCCCCAUCCUCACAUGUAUCGCUUCCCCACCCCCCUUAGCUGUACCUGCAUUUAUAGGGUGUCCGGGUUUAGGGGGGAUUAUUCUCUUCUUUUCUUCCUGAGUCUCAGGAUUUGGAUUUAAAGGCCGAGCAUUAGAGAGGAAAAAAAAAAAAAAAAUCAAAAUCCAACUGCAACGAGCAUUAAAUAAACCAAAGAAAGCUCCUUUGUGUCCAGCCAGCAGAGCUGACCCUUCCCGGGAUGGCCACGGACGGGCACCGUGUCCUAAUCCCUGCGGCUGGCACAGGGAUGCUCCCCUUUCUCCAUUAAUUAAAACCUCGUGCUAAUUAAGGAGGGGUUUUUCCUGAUGAUCAAAUCUCCCUUCCAGCUCUCCCUGCAGUUGGGUGGGACAGGUUUCAGCCCUAAACCCGGACGGAGCCCCCUGGAUUUAUAUAUAUUUAUAUCUGAUGUGUAUAUAGACUGGUAGAAUGUACAGAUGUUCCUAACGCCACGUGUACCUCCCGACCCGGCAACUUUAUGGGAUUUUCACUCCCACUCCCCGCAGCAGUGGAAAUAAAAUCAUUCACAAGGGACCCUGAGCCUCUCCCUGAU
Molecule: messenger RNA, 2832 nt
Organism: Vidua chalybeata
Lineage: Eukaryota; Metazoa; Chordata; Aves; Passeriformes; Viduidae
Gene: PRELP
Product: proline and arginine rich end leucine rich repeat protein
Exons: 3
Coding region: 70-1185 (371 amino acids)
Cellular component (GO): extracellular exosome
Molecular function (GO): protein binding; heparin binding
Source: RefSeq, a predicted model, not a curated record